Molecule: messenger RNA, 1664 nt
Organism: Panicum virgatum (switchgrass)
Lineage: Eukaryota; Viridiplantae; Streptophyta; Magnoliopsida; Poales; Poaceae
Product: transcription factor bHLH123-like
Exons: 7
Coding region: 143-1285 (380 amino acids)
Biological process (GO): regulation of transcription by RNA polymerase II
Cellular component (GO): nucleus
Molecular function (GO): protein dimerization activity; DNA-binding transcription factor activity, RNA polymerase II-specific; RNA polymerase II cis-regulatory region sequence-specific DNA binding
Source: RefSeq, a predicted model, not a curated record
CCAAUUAAGCUGUACCCUUCAUAUAUACUCAGAUUCCCCUCCCCCUUUCCUCCCGUUCCAUCCCACUUUCCGCCUCACCUCGAGCGAAGCAACAGCUGUGCACAAGAAGGGUCAGGGAGGAGAUCCUCCAUCCCUCCAACCCAUGGCCGACGAGUGGUGGAGCAGCACCUCUCACAGGAGCCAUGGCACAUCGGCGUGCUCGGCCGCGCCGCUCGCGGUCGCGGACCGGGUGGCCUGUGGCUGGGCUACCUCCCCGACCGCAGCCGCCGAGUCGACGAGCUCCAUAACCUUCCAGGACCCCUACAGGAGCUCCACGCAUCAGCCUCUGUCUGAUGCCGCCUCGUCGCUGGGUGAUCCACACGUGGACUGGACGCAAGCCUUCUUGAGCGGGAGGAGCGAUAACAGCUUCCAAGCCGUGCUGCAAGACGACACGGUUCGAGCUCAGCCGGCGAACGAUGAAGCCUCAGCGAUGAACAAUCCGUUAAUCAGGGACAUGAGCGGCGGCUUCUUGGUCGACCAAGCGCAGCUAGCGCCGUCGCCCUACGGCACGGCGCCACCGCAGCAAGCUCUGUUCGACGGCACGGCGGGCCACAACAUCUCGAUGUACGGAGACAGCCAGUCCUUGGUCAGCUACGACGCCACGGCGGCGUCUAUGCAGUUCUCCCAGCUGCUCAAGCCCUCGGCGCCGGCGUCCGGGCCGAUGCAAGGCGCCGCCGCCGCCGCGAUGCAGUACUUGUCCGGCAGCUACUUGCCCUUCGGUGGCCCGCUGCAGUCGCAGCUUCUCUUGCAGGCCUUGCAGACGAAGCCCAGCAGCCGCAGCUCCAACGCUAACCCUCUGACGGUGAACGACGCCUGCUCGCCGGCGGCGAGGAAAAGCGCCCCCGAGUCUCCUGCCGCGGCGAAAAGGCCGCGGAUCGAGGCGCCAUCGCCGCUGCCGACUUUUAAGGUGAGGAAAGAGAAGCUAGGGGACAGAAUCACUGCGCUCCAGCAACUAGUAUCGCCUUUUGGAAAGACUGAUACCGCAUCGGUUCUUCACGAGGCCAUCGAAUACAUCAAAUUCCUUCACGAUCAAGUUUCUUCACUGAGCUCUCCCUACUUGAAAAAUGUGAUCCCCUUGCAACACCUCCAGCAGAAGGGCUCCGAGGAAGCCAAGGCCAGCGGUGACACCAAGCAGGACCUGCGCAGCCGGGGCCUGUGCCUUGUCCCGGUGGCGAGCACGUACACGGUGGCGGGCGAGACGGUGCCGGAGUUCUGGCACCCUACAUUUGGAGGCACAUUCCGGUAGAGAUACAGCUAGUGUAGCUUGGGUGCAUCGGGUACACGUACGUGCUAACAUCAACGUGUACUUGUCCGGCCGUGAACUACAAACAGACGCACAGAGUGUUGAAGCUAAAGGAAAGCAAAGCCAUGUGUUUUUUUAUCAAACUAAGUUUUAAUUUGUACAAAUGGUGAUAAACUAAUUCUUUGCAGCAACCUGCUAGCUAGCCUGAUACGAAAAGCAAGGGCUUAUAAUAUCGCCCAAGCAAUCGAAGGAUGUUUUGAAAGGGAAAAAAGGGAUGUGAUAAUAGGUACUGGCUGGUGCGUGGUGGUCUAAGACAGGCUAACGUAAGUGUGUAUAACAUGCUGGAUCAGGUGCAAAAGAGAAUAAUGAUGAGUGAGGCAGA